Cylicocyclus nassatus is the source of this 480-nucleotide messenger RNA. The record is from the annotation of a GenBank genome assembly. Lineage: Eukaryota; Metazoa; Nematoda; Chromadorea; Rhabditida; Strongylidae.
AUGGCAUCUUACCAAUUGCACUAUAUAGACUUCAUUCGAUUACCGGAAAGGUCCGCAGCAGGUCUCAUCGCAGAAGAACUACCCGCUGUUGCCGUAGGACCUGCCCCCGCUGCCGUUCUCGCAGCACACGCCGUCGAAGUGGCUCCUGCGGUUCCUGCUGCACCAGUAGCACCAGUGGUUGCGGCUGCUCCUGCAGUCCCUGUAGCUCCAGUAGCACCAGUGGUUGCGGCUGCUCCUGCAGUUCCUGUAGCUCCAGUAGUGCAGCCCAUCCACUAUUAUGUUCCUCGAACCGAAAUUCACAAUUUGGCGAAGUCUUACGCUAAAGAAAAAGGCCAUGCUUCGUCAACAUCAAUAGUCUCUGAGGGCGCACACCUUUCUCAGGGCUUCUUGCCUACUUUACCUCUCGCAGCCCCUUCGGCCGUUAUCGAGCCAUUGCGAUCGCGACUCCAUCACGUGAAAGCUACUAAGAAAGUUUUAUGA